Molecule: messenger RNA, 3625 nt
Organism: Helicoverpa zea (corn earworm)
Lineage: Eukaryota; Metazoa; Arthropoda; Insecta; Lepidoptera; Noctuidae
Exons: 10
Coding region: 322-1713 (463 amino acids)
Source: RefSeq, a predicted model, not a curated record
UGCGUCGAUAGAUAGCCGUGAUUCCAUGCCCUCGCGACUGCCACUCACCACUCUGUUUAUGUGGAUAAAUAAAUACAUUGCGUAAACUAUACUCAUAAUAGUGGCACUAAGAAAAACUUUUGUAAUCCAAAGAGUUAAGCCGUAACUCCGAGGUAUUUUCAAGUUAAAAUAACCGCAGAAUCUAUAUGUAAAACAAUCGUUUGAAACAAUACAAGUGAUAAAAUAUAUAAACAAUACUGAACCUUUUUGCGUGUGUUUAAUUUUUUAAAUAAUAGAUAGCUGUGAAUGACUGAGGAGUAAUAAGUAGAAGUCUGCGUGACAAUGGAUCAGUGGCAGAGCUUGGUGAAGAACAUGCGGUUCUCCAUCGUGGGCAUACAAGUGAGCAGGAUCAAGAACAAGAAAACUGCCUCUCCUACGUGUAAAUUGCUGGUGCAGAGGUCACAGAAAGAAGAUGGAGUUAAUGGUGUCACAGAGAAAUCCUUCACAAAGUACCUGUUCCCGAUGUACCCGGAGCUGGCGCGGCAGUUCUUCCGGCACAUCCACCGCGCCGCUAAGUGCAAGAACAAGCACAUCCCGCUCACCGCCUUCCGACAGCAGUGCGAGAAGAUCCUUGCCAUGCUCGACGACGCGCUCAUCAUCGAGACAUAUGUCAGGAUGUUCGCUGCGGAGACGGACGACAACAUGGUGAUGCCGGAGGGGCUGCGCAGCCUGCUGUACACCAGCUACAAGCUCUCCAUGGACCACUACCCCGAGGGCCCGCAGACCUGUCUCAUGAUCAACAAGACGCUAUCAUCGGUGGUGAACGGGUGCUUCAACAACAAGGACAUGCACAGCGUCGGCUUCGUGGUGCGCUGGCUCGAGGAGCACUGCCACAGGCUCAUAUUCCCUGUACAUAGAUACUGCGUCCACAUGCUAGCCACCCGUCACCGGGACAUCGAAGCCUCAGUAGAAUCGAGCGGCUCCGGCGCCGGCCUGGAACUAGGGACUCCGGUCCUGGAGCGCGGCAACUGGGCGGCUGGGAGUGCCCUGCUCCCAGUGUCCGUGGCGUGGCUGCUGGCGGGCACGGCGCCGGCGCUGUACUCGCGGCCGGUGGCGGCGCCGGGCGCGGGGCUGGCGUCGGCGGCGUGGCUGGCGCGGCUGGUGUGCGCGGUGCCGUCGCACUGGGUGCCGCUCUAUGCCUCCAGGGAUCAUGGCUUAGGGGCGAACCGGUUCUUGCAUCAUACGCUGGCGUAUAGAGGUCCGACGCUGGUGCUGGUACAAGCCGGCACCCUGGUGGUGGUGAUAUGCGCGGCGGCGGAGUGGCGCGAGACGCACCAGUACUGGGGCUCGCAGGACUGCGCCCUGCUGCAGCUCAUGCCCACGUUCGCUGUGGUAGAGAAGGCGCCGAAGAUGUUGUACCUGAACACGUGCAUCCGCGGGUACCCCAAGGGGCUCCGCGCGGGCUCGGACCCGCGCAAGCCGCUGCUCAGCAUACCGGAGGACUUCGACUCGCUCGUCUUCAAGGGGGUGCCCUACGAGCUGCAGUCUAUUGAGGUGUGGGGCUGCGGCGACACGGCGUCGCGGGAGACGCAGCUGGAGAUCAAGAAGUGGCAGGUCAAGGAGGCCGAGCGACAACGACAUGUGAAGCUGUCGGCUGCCGACUGGAUCGAGCAUCCCGACAGAUACCUCCUGGAGCUGGCCGGUCGGCCGCAGUACAACAACUCGGCCAGCUAGUGAUGUCACUCUCGGCCAACUAGUGAUGUCACAUACUCGGCCAGCUAGUGAUGUCACACACUCGAUAGUUAGUGAUGUCACCUCGACACAGUGCUAGUGACGCGCCUUAAACCUCGGACUAUACUUGUAACCACUUAUAUGUCGGUAACUCAUUAUUAAGGCAUACGGUGGUAUAGCCCAAGUGACUAGUGAUGUACACUGCGGUAUCGAUAGUCGCAAGUGUUGAACGCUUUACUACGUAAGUAGCGCACAAAUGUGCCGUCUAUCAUAUCAUACAUUUGCUAUUGUUUUUCGACCUUUCUAUCGAUUUUUAUUCAGAAUGUCUAAUUUAUAGGGCCCAAAUUAUCCCUUGAAAUCAUGUCUUAUUUGUGCACUUUUCAACAAUGUGCUUUAGGAAAUUAAAGCCAUAGGACCUAGUGGAUCUAUCCUACUAUAUAUUUAUGUUUAGCGGUGCUUCAAAACUUGUGUGAAUUGUUUGUGAAUCGAAAAUGCACAGUCAAGUCGUUUAUUGCACUUCUAUGUUACAAUCUUCGACACGUACUUAUUGUUCGUACUUAAACCUUAUUUAUUUCACCUCUGUAUCUAUCAACUUAGUAAUUUAAAAACUUUAAUUCUUAUUAUUUAACAUUGUCUCGCUUGUUUCCUCAAAACUAAUAAAUCUUUGCUAAAUAAAAACCUUUUUACAGAAAAUCAUAAUGUUGCUCAAAGAAAAUUAUAUUUUCGUAUGAAAACAUUGCUUCAUUUAUAUGUAAUGUAUCAGGCUGGGAGCCCAGGCGAUUUUGAAGUGCCUUUUUCAUAUUUUAUCAGUUUUUCAACGAAAUCUAAAACAGGAUUGAUUUAUCAGAUUGAAUUCGGCCUUAAAAAUGUAGUAGUCUUAUAUUUUAUGAUAAGCCUUGCCUGAUAGAAGAAAAAUAUUUUUAUUGUAACACAUGAAUUAUAUAACAAGUUAUUAUAAAUUGAACUCAUAAUAUUUGUAUUUAUAAUUAAGUAUGGGUUUGUAUUCAAAGCCUAAACAUUUUGAUAUUGAAGCUCACUAAUAUUAUAUCGUUAUUAUAAAGUACCUACAAGUUGCUUUUAACAUGAAAAUGAAUUUGCUCAUUCAACAGUCAUCUACAUAAGGCCUUUUAGAUACAGAUGCAUUUUACUGUAUGAUACCAAACAAUAUAACUGACUGGUAGAAUGAAAACAUGUUUGAUAAUGAAUAGAGCACGAACUUAUUAAGAAGCAUUUGACGCAAGCUUCAUAUUAGUUGUAUAUCGUUAUUCGUUCCUAUUGUAUAAGCCAUAUUCGCGAGUCACUUAGGAUCUAUGUAAUUCUCAUAAACGGUAUUUUGUUAUAUUAUAAAUGGACCAAAAUGUUAAAAUAAUAUUGUAUUUAAAUGGUAAGCAGCCAGUUUAUGUGUAAAUGUAAUAUGUUGGCGUGAAACUAAUCGCGAUCUCAACUGUUUGGCGAAAUACAAGAUGGCCGCCACGAAUAAUUGUAUUUUUAAUAUUUUUGAAAAUUAUUGAUGAGAUCUUAUAAGUUUUAGUAUGAAUUUAGGUUAAAACCCGUUUUGUCAUUAUAACGAAGAAAUGAAAAAUAGUAGGACGAACAGUAAACUUAUUUUAAUUUAAAGAUGGCGCCUGAUUCGCUUGUGGACAUCUCAACUGAAAAUGAUUCGUUGUCGUUAUUGAUAUUAUAAGAGAUCGCGAGUAACAUUUUAUAGUGUUCAGUAUAACAAGCUGUAUUGCUAUUUAUAUUGUUAAGGAUUAUUGUUUUAUGUUAGACAUCACAGGCAUUAGCUUGACGUAACACGCAGUCAGUAACAUGCGCUUUGUAAUUGUAAUAUAGGUGCUAUUGAAUGCUUUGUAGAUAGAUAAGAAUUUUGUGUAUUAUAAAUGUAAAUUAUAUUAAUAAAUGAAAUAUUUUAUUA